Stomoxys calcitrans (stable fly) is the source of this 1673-nucleotide messenger RNA. Its product is annotated as zinc carboxypeptidase. NCBI's taxonomy places the organism in Eukaryota, Metazoa, Arthropoda, Insecta, Diptera, Muscidae. The record is from RefSeq and is a predicted model, not a curated record. Gene Ontology annotation, biological process: proteolysis. The coding region runs from base 116 to 1462 and encodes 448 amino acids. Gene Ontology annotation, molecular function: zinc ion binding; metallocarboxypeptidase activity. The transcript is spliced from 3 exons.
GACAGGUUAAUAUUUAUAAAAGUAGGCGAUAAAUUAUAUACCGAAUUUUUCAGAAUCCAGUUAUACAACAAAAUUUUUAAGAGUAUUUAAAAACAAGAGAGACUGCCGGUGAAAAAUGAGUAACAACAUGCGGUGGAAUAAAUUUAAACUUUUAAGCCUUUUCAUUGCUCUUUUAACCAUGUCGGAGGCAAAGUCUGUUACCGGUGCUUCGUUUUGCACAAAAGAUGAUCGUUGUGUGGAGCCAUUUAAGAAUCUGGCGCGCUAUGACCAUUAUCGCAUCUAUAAUGUUGAGCUAGACACCGAGGAACAUGUGCACGUGUUCAAACAGUUGGAAGAACAAUGCGAUAGUAUGGAUUUUAUAGGUCAUGCCCGAGAGGUGGGGCAGAAAUUAUCCAUACUGGUGGCAGCGCACAAAGUGGCUGAUUUGGCCGAUCUGUUGGAGCAUUAUAAAGUGAAGCAUCGCAUUUUGACCUACAACUUCCAAGAGAAAAUUGAUAAGAACUAUGCUGCCGUCUUGCCUGUUGGCACAGAUCUAAGUAAAUUUGAUUGGUAUCAUUACUAUCAUUUAGAGACCAUAUACGAGUGGCUGGAUUCGCUUGUCAAGAAAUAUCCCAAUGUAGUGACAAUGCUGGACAUGGGCACCAGCACUAAGGGAGUGCCCAUAAAAGGCAUUAAAAUCUCCCAUAACACCGCCAACAAAGCCGUGUUCAUUGAGGCGGGCAUACAUGCGCGAGAAUGGAUAGCCCCUGCAGCGGCUAAUUAUAUUAUUAACCAACUGCUAACCUCCACCGAGGAAAAUGUGGUAAAUCUGGCCAAAAAUUUCAAUUGGAUUAUCUUCCCCAGCAUCAAUCCCGAUGGCUAUAAAUACACUUUUGAGCAUAAUCGCAUGUGGCGCAAAAAUCGUCAACUCUUUGGCAUUAACUAUGGUGUUGAUUUGAAUCGCAACUAUCCGGAUCACUGGAAUUCGACUGGCAGCAGCAGUGAUGCACGUCGUUUUGAUUUUGCCGGUCCCUCGGCGGCCUCAGAAGUUGAAACACAACGUGUCGUUAAAUUCAUUGAAGAUAAUGUGGCCAAGGAACAGAUUAAGGCCUAUUUGGCAUUGCAUUCCUAUUCGCAAAUGAUUAUGUUCCCCUUUGGUUAUACCAAAGAUCGUGUGGCCAACUAUGGGGAUUUGAAAGAAUUGGGUCAGAAGGCAACGGAGGCGAUUAAAUCAUUGACGGGCAAGGAAUAUGUUAGCGGUAGCAUUAUUGAGACUAUCUAUCCCAGCAGUGGUGGUAGUAUGGAUUGGGCUUAUGAAGAGCAUAAAAUACCGAUUGCCUAUACAUUUGAGUUGCGGGGACCGCCAGAUAGUCAAGAUAUGUUUAUAUUGCCGGCAGAGGAAAUUUUGCCAACAUCCCAAGAAGCAUUUGCUGCCAUUAAAACAAUUGUUGAGGGGGCUGCUGCCAAGGGUUAUUUUAAAUGAGCUAUACAGGCAGAAAAUAAGCAUCAUUAAAAGGAAAUUGACCAUAAACACAAACGUUAUUUAAAGAUUUUGUAUGCUAGCACUGCUAGCAAUGAGCUUCAUAUACUCCUAUAUUUGCAAUACUAUAUUACCAAAUCCCAUUUUUGUAUUUUUUCAUCUCCCGUUCUGCAUCUUGAAUCUGUAUAAAAUACAUUUGUUGUGAUAACGCAGA